GAGCCUCAGUAUGCAGAGGGACCCCCCCUCACCUGGAACCAUGUACGUCAGUUACCUGCAGCUGGACAAAGAACCCCCCAUGUACCCGCACCAGAACCCGGUGACCCGACACCCGGGGCUCAGCCCGCAGAACUUCCCGGUGUCCGCCCCGCCUCAGUACUCUGACUUCGCCGGCUACCACCACCACCACCACGGCCUCAGCAACGACCCGCACCCGGUGCAGCAGGCCGGGCCGGGCGCUGGUGGCUGGAGCCCGGCCUACCCCCCACCUCCUCCGGCCACCCGGGACGACUGGUCCACCCACCACUACGGACACCCGGCCGCCGCCGCCGCCGCCGCAGCGGCCGCGGCUGCCGGGGGAGGUCCCGCCUCGUCCACGGUGCCCGGAGCGGUGGGUCCCACCCUGGGGUUCAGCCCCCCGGAGUUCCCCGGGCAGCCUCCAGCGCUGCUGCCCUCCGCGGGGCAGCUGUCCCCCGGAUCCCCGCUGAGGAGGAACCCGUACGACUGGAUCCGACGCUCCUCCGCUCCGCCCUCCAACCCAAACGGAAAGACUCGGACCAAAGACAAGUACCGUGUGGUUUACACCGACCACCAGCGUCUGGAGCUGGAGAAGGAGUUUCACUACAGCAGAUACAUCACCAUCCGGAGGAAGGCGGAGCUCGCCACGGCGCUCAGCCUCUCGGAGAGACAGGUGAAGAUCUGGUUCCAGAAUCGUCGGGCGAAGGAACGCAAGAUCAACAAGAAGAAGCUGCAGCAGCCCGCCUCCUCCACGACCACGCCCACCCCUCCCAACGGGAGCAAUGGCAGCGGAGGAGGAGGGGGAGGCGGUCUCCAUAGAAACGGAGGCAGCAGUGUCCCCAUGGUGACGAGCAGCAGCGGGCUGGUGUCCCCCUCGUCGCUGCCUCUAAACAUCAAGGAGGAGUACUGA
Molecule: messenger RNA, 928 nt
Organism: Hippoglossus stenolepis (Pacific halibut)
Lineage: Eukaryota; Metazoa; Chordata; Actinopteri; Pleuronectiformes; Pleuronectidae
Gene: cdx1b
Product: caudal type homeobox 1 b
Exons: 3
Coding region: 11-928 (305 amino acids)
Biological process (GO): anterior/posterior axis specification; cell differentiation; animal organ morphogenesis
Cellular component (GO): nucleus
Molecular function (GO): RNA polymerase II transcription regulatory region sequence-specific DNA binding; DNA-binding transcription factor activity, RNA polymerase II-specific
Source: RefSeq, a predicted model, not a curated record